GCUGAGAUAGGAAAGAACAUAUGAACAGAAACAAUAUUAAAAGGCUGCUCAGAUGAUAUAGCAAUUCAGUUACAUCUUUGACUUCAAUGGCAGACUGGACAAUAUCCUAAAGGAAGGAACCCUCUGGCCAGCUGCAUUUCAUAGCAGCCAGGGCAAAGAAAACAACAACAACAGGUCUGUUGGAGCUGUGUGCACCCUACUUUUGCUGGGGCUGUCACAAGAACCGGGAGCCAUGCUGGUAAAUGCCCACAUGCCCUCCUUCCUCUUGGCACUUCUGCUCUGUGCCUAUGUCGGCCAUUCUCCUGCAUCAGCUGCCACUCUCCACUUCAAGGAAGGGGAAAGUUGCUACAAACCAAUGCCACACAGGAUUCAAGGAGUUAGAACUUACCCUCGUCCACAUGAAUACCUGAAGAUGUCUGAAAUCCCCAAGAAGUGGGACUGGAGAAACGUGAAUGGUGUCAAUUACGCAAGCCCUACUCGCAACCAGGGUGUCCCACAGUUCUGUGGAUCUUGCUGGGCUCACGCUAGUACCAGCGCCCUGGCCGACCGCAUCAAUAUCAAGAGAAAAGGGGCCUGGCCUUCUACUUUUCUCUCCGUUCAGCAUGUUGUGGAUUGUUCUCGUGGUGGGAGUUGCAAGGGUGGUGAUGAGAUGCGCGUGUGGGCAUUUGCCAAUCGCCGUGGCAUCCCGGAUGAGACAUGCAGCAAUUAUGUAGCUAAGGAUCAAAAUUGUAAACAGUUUACAAAAUGCGGGACAUGUGUUAUUUUCGACAAAUGUUAUGUGGUAAAGAAUUACACCCUCUGGAAAGUGGGAGAUUAUGGAUAUAUCCAUGGGCGAGAAGAUAUGAUGAGAGAAAUCUACAAAAAUGGACCAAUCAGCUGUGCAAUUAUGCAGACUUCAAAGCUGGAUGAUUACAAAGGAGGCAUUUUUACUGAAUACAAUGAGACAGCAAUGGCAAACCACGUUGUCACCGUUUCUGGCUGGGGAGUAGAAAACGGAAUCGAAUAUUGGAUUGUCCGCAACUCUUGGGGCGAGCCUUGGGGGGAACGUGGCUGGUUUAGAAUCGUGACGAGUGCAUACAAAAAUGGAAAAGGCAAUGACUUCAACUUGGGUGUGGAAGAGGAAUGCAGUUAUGGAGACCCUAUCAUACCUUGAACCUGCAUUUGAGCUGUCUUUGCAGAAAUGUCUUCUGAAAGAAAUCCCACAGAAUGUUUUUUCCUUUCCUUAAACAAGUAAGGUUAGCUUUUCAGCUGUGCAAAAUAACAAUGUUAUAGUAGCCUAGAGACAUAUUUUGUUUGGUUACCUUUUCUAUUCAAAUCUGCCUAUAUCAUUCACCCAAAGGAGCCUAAAAGGUCAGAGAGGGAGGGAGAUUGUAUCUUGUGUGGGAUCUCAUGCAAUGUUCUGUUUAUAUUGCGUUACGUCUCAUUUGGGGGAAGAGUUUGAGAGCUUAAGAAUGAAAGAGGUGAAGUACAGCAUUAUUUACUAAAUUUCCUCCUCUUCAAUCUUUUUCCUAUAUGCUUUCCAAAUAUAAUUCUUUUGCAUUACA
Messenger RNA from Anolis sagrei ordinatus, 1544 nucleotides. NCBI's taxonomy places the organism in Eukaryota, Metazoa, Chordata, Lepidosauria, Squamata, Anolidae. The record is from RefSeq and is a predicted model, not a curated record.